Messenger RNA from Gossypium arboreum, 2722 nucleotides. RefSeq lists its product as uncharacterized. Bases 226 to 1827 code for a protein of 533 amino acids. The record is from RefSeq and is a predicted model, not a curated record. The transcript is spliced from 4 exons. Gene Ontology annotation, cellular component: cytosol. Lineage: Eukaryota; Viridiplantae; Streptophyta; Magnoliopsida; Malvales; Malvaceae.
AUUUGUGAAGUUUGGGUGUCAGAUGGGAUAAUUAUCAGGUUGUUGGUAGGAGGAGAAACAAUAGGCCUAAAACAAACGAGGUAAAAAACGUAACUUGCCCAAGACGACAUUUUUUGCUGCCUAUCUCAGCUGAAAAACAUACCGCUUUUCUUCCUAAUCACGUCUAUCUUUCCUGACCGAUAAUUGCUUUGUUUUCAAGUUCGCGAAUCUUCAACCAGUCCUGCAAUGGCCGGAGAAUCAUUGCCAGAGUUCAACUAUCCCAAAGAUGUUUUGCAGCCUUUACUUAGCGCAUCAAAUUCGUCUUCGCUACAACAAGCCCUAGAGAUUCUUAUAAAAAAUUCUAGAGCUGCUGUUGGCCGUGCAGAACUUGCUUCAAAGAAUAUCCUUCCUACUGUUUUGAAGCUUGUUGAAUCUCUCCAUCAUGCAUCAAGUCAAGAAUAUCUCAUGCAAGCUAUGAAGCUUCUUAGGAAUCUAUGUGCUGGAGAAGUUGCCAAUCAGAAUUCGUUUGUUGAGCAUAAUGGAAUUGAAACUGUUUUGACUGUUUUGAGGUCUGCAGCACUUCUUUCUGAUCCGGAUUUUGGGAUUAUUCAUUUGAGUUUGCAAGUUCUGGCAAAUGUUUCAUUGGCUGGAUCAGAACUUCAAGAGGCUAUUUGGCAUAAGUUGUUCCCUAACGAGUUUUUCAUACUAGCAAGCAUCCAUAGUCUGGAGACCAGUGAUCCUUUGUGUAUGAUUUUAUACACCUGUUGUGACGGAAAGCCUGGACUGGCUAUUGAGCUAUGUAGAGAUCCGGGGUUGCCUAUUGUAGCUGGCAUAAUUCAGACCGUUGCUUCAGUUGGUUCUAGAGAAAAUUGGUUUAAGUUACUUCUCUCAAGAUUAUGUUUGGAGGACAUUCACUUCCCUGCACUGUUCUUUAAAUUAUGUGAAGGCAAUGCUUCUGAGGAUGGGGGAAAUACUGCUUUAGGGGAUAAAGUUUUCUCAUCAGAGCAGGCUUUUCUUCUGCAAAUCAUAUCUGAGAUCCUAAAUGAACGACUUAAUGAAGUAAGAGUUCCCAACGAGACUGCAUUGUGUGUUCUUGGAAUAUUUAAGAGAUCAGUAAGUAUUGUUGAUUUUGGUGCUAGAGCCAAAUCUGGUCUUCCAACUGGCUCUACAUCCGUUGAUGUUAUGGGAUAUUCCCUCAUUAUUUUGAGGGAUAUCUGCGCUCAAGAGGGUCUACGAGAAUUGAAGAAAGAUUCUGUAGAUGUUGUUGAUUUGCUACUAUCCGAUGAUCUUACAGAUGUUAUUUUAUCAUUGCUUCAUGAUCUUGAGCCGCCAGCAAUCAUAAGAAAAACCCUGAAGGAUAGUGAAAACCAAGAACUGAAUUUGGGUUCAACUAAGCUCUGCCCUUACAAAGGAUUUCGGAGAGAUUUGGUUGCGAUAAUUGGGAAUUGUGCGUAUAGAAGGAAGAAUGUACAGGAUGAAAUAAGGCAGAAAAGUGGGAUUCUACUGUUGUUACAGCAGUGUGUUACUGAUGAUGACAACCCGUAUUUGAGAGAAUGGGGGAUUUGGUCUUUGAGAAAUUUAUUAGAAGGUAAUGCAGAAAACCAACAGAUAGUAGCUGAUUUACAGCUACAAGGGUCUGUUGACAUGCCUGAACUUGCCAGACUUGGUCUUAAAGUGGAGGUUGAUCAAAACACUCAUUGUGCAAAGCUAGUAAAUAUCCCAGGAAGCUACACAAAGCCUGUCGAGCGCGUAGGUCCUCUCAAGUUUAUGGGGAAAAUGUCCAUCAGAGAACCACAGUUAUACAUUCAAGCACACCACACUGCAACUUUUACCAAAUCCAAAUGUUGAAGGUAUUAAGCUUAUUGUUUCAUCCUCUCCACCAAACGGCCCAAUACCAAUACCGUUCCAUUUGGUUUGUUUCCCAGAAAAUGUGGAGCUGCAGUAAAUACUAAUUUUAUACGGUGCAUGAAUCUCAACAAGAAAAAGAGUUUGGAGAUUCCGAAGAGUAGGGUUGAUACAAAUUUAUUCCGGUACACAUGACACCAACUUAAUCUGAAAUUUAAAUAAUAGUACAGAUUUAUCUAUAUAAUAUAUACCAUAUCUACUCUAUAUUUAUAACCUCUUCCAACAGUACAUAUAUAUAGAAUUAGACAAUAUUUGUAACAAUUAGACAAUAUUAUUUUGUGGUUAUAAUAAGUAUUAUCCUCUUAAAUAAGAAUAGAGUUGGUGGGCAGCUUCAAAAGGGAUUCUAAGAAGUCCAAAUUGAUUCAAACUCCAAAGAAAAUAAGCUCAUCCUCACCCUACUAGCUGGUUAUUGUCUUUGAAGGAGUUUAAAGUGCUCGCAUGUUUCCACAUUCAAUAUAAGAAUGGAAACUUUAAGAAGAUAAACUAAAAAAAUUCAAAAGGAGUUUUGAAUCAUCCAAAUUCCCUGUAUCAAGGUCGAUUAUGUUGUGUUGAUGCAAGUUUUGAGAGAAGUGACCACUCCACUUAGCACGGCUCAAGUUUCAUAAUUUGCUUUAUUUAUGGAUUUUAUACAGUCAAUCUUGUAAUUGUAAAUGAAGACGUGAUUAGAUCAAACAAAAUCACUUUUCAUGGAUUUUAAUAUGAUCUACUUACCUUAUAUUUUGUUGAGGCAAUUAUGUGAGCAGCGUUUCAUGCAAUGCCACAAGCAGUGCCCACUGUUCUUGGCAUUGUGCAAGUCACAUAACUUAUCUUAUUUGGAAUUGGCCAUUUUUUAACUAAA